Molecule: messenger RNA, 909 nt
Organism: Colletotrichum orchidophilum
Lineage: Eukaryota; Fungi; Ascomycota; Sordariomycetes; Glomerellales; Glomerellaceae
Product: U1 zinc finger
Exons: 1
Coding region: 1-909 (302 amino acids)
Biological process (GO): mRNA splicing, via spliceosome
Cellular component (GO): precatalytic spliceosome
Molecular function (GO): RNA binding; zinc ion binding
Source: RefSeq, a predicted model, not a curated record
AUGUCGGAAUACUGGAAAUCGACGCCAAAGUACUGGUGCAAACACUGCAGCAUCUUCGUGCGCGACACGAAGCUGGAGCGCCAGAACCACGAAGCGACCGGCAAGCACCAGGGCGCGCUUAAGCGGUUCCUGCGCGACCUUCACCGCGGCCAUGAGCAGGAAGAGCGCGAAAAGGACCGCGCGAAGCGCGAGGUUGAGCGAUUGAAGGGCAUUUCAUCGGGGACGGGGCCUUCGUCAUACUCGUCGUCCUUUUCGAAACCCGGUUCGAGCGGCGCGACAUCGUCGACGUCGACAUCGGCGGAGGCACAACGGAAACAGCAGAUGGAACAGCUCGCGGGAAUGGGCGUGUCGAUACCGACGGAAUUCAGGGGCGAUAUGGCAAUGGCGGGCGAGUGGACUGUCACUGCUACAAAAGUCGUUGACGAGGCCGCCGAGAGGGAGAAGCCCGUCGAGGCAAAGGCUGUCGGGAUCAGGAAGCGCGAGCAGACGGAGGAGGAGCGGGAGGAGGAGGAAGCUGUUCGAGGCUUGUUCAAGAGGCCUAAGAAAUGGGGCAGCACCAAGACGAUGCCAGAGGACGACGAGGAUCUCGACGCCCUGCUGAACAGCAAUACCCUUCUACGACCUGUCAAGAAGGAAGAGCCCGAUGAGCCAGAGGUGAAGACGGAGGAAAGCCACGCAGGGGGCGAGAUGAAGCAGGAGGGCGACGCAGAAGACACGACGGAGGCGAAGCCAGAUGUGCCAGCCAUUAAGAGCGAGCCGACGGAGGACGAGGCUGGCAAGAGCCUGGACGUGCCGGCCUUGGGAGAAGACAGCAUCAAGAAGGAAGACGAGGCUGCGGAGCCCACGGAGGCUGCGGCUCCGGCAGUGGUGUUCAAGAAGCGCAAGCCCAAGAACAUUCGACAAAAGUAA